AGUUGCGUCUCCAUCUGGCUGCCAACCCACCCAAGCUUUCUUCUCCUCCACCGCCGCCACCUCCCCUCCUUCCCCCCGCUCCUUCCCCUCCUCUCCGUCUUCCCUCCCCACCCCCGCCCCCAAUCUCCUCCUCUUUUUCUCACUAAAAACGGUUGCUGCCGCUGGAGCCGAGCGUCACUUGGGCUCCCACCGCAGACAUGGCGACACUGACAGUGGUCCAGCCGCUCACUCUGGACAGAGAUGUUGCCAGAGCAAUUGAAUUACUGGAAAAACUACAGGAAUCUGGAGAAGUCCCAGUGCACAAGCUACAAUCCCUUAAGAAAGUGCUUCAGAGUGAGUUCUGUACUGCUAUUCGAGAGGUGUAUCAAUAUAUGCAUGAAACGAUAACUGUUAAUGGCUGUCCCGAAUUCCGUGCCAGGGCCACAGCAAAGGCAACAGUUGCAGCUUUUGCUGCUAGUGAAGGCCACUCCCACCCUCGGGUAGUCGAACUGCCAAAGACUGAUGAAGGCCUUGGUUUUAACGUGAUGGGAGGAAAGGAGCAAAAUUCCCCCAUUUAUAUCUCUCGCAUCAUUCCUGGAGGGGUGGCCGAAAGACAUGGAGGCCUCAAAAGAGGAGACCAGCUGCUAUCAGUGAAUGGAGUGAGUGUGGAAGGCGAACACCAUGAGAAAGCUGUGGAACUACUCAAGGCUGCUAAGGACAGCGUCAAGCUGGUGGUGCGAUACACCCCGAAAGUCCUGGAAGAAAUGGAGGCUCGCUUUGAGAAGCUGCGGACAGCGCGGCGUCGGCAGCAGCAGCAACUGCUAAUUCAGCAGCAGCAGCAACAGCAGCAGCAACAAGCACAGCAAAACCACAUGUCAUAGGUCCUUGAAGUAAAGCUACUUGAUCAAACAUCCGAUAGUCACAAAUUUGAAACCGUACGUCUGAAUCCCAGCACAUAGUAAAAAGAGAAGACAACACUGAUCAUUAUACCUGUCAAGAAGCUGUGAACGCGUGGUGUGUAAAUUCUUUACCAAGGCAACUCGACACCUUCUUUAUCUGGGCUGCCCCCGGGCUGCCCGCUGCUCUUCACACACACAGACCUUCCAUUCACUGCAGUGGGAAUCCUCUGUGUGCCCAUGGAGAGGUUUUCCAGUCUGCAGACUGAAACAGUGUAAGAAUAAAGUCCAUGACUUUCAGAUUAAUCACCAGGG
Molecule: messenger RNA, 1190 nt
Organism: Eptesicus fuscus (big brown bat)
Lineage: Eukaryota; Metazoa; Chordata; Mammalia; Chiroptera; Vespertilionidae
Gene: LIN7A
Product: lin-7 homolog A, crumbs cell polarity complex component
Exons: 6
Coding region: 198-860 (220 amino acids)
Biological process (GO): protein localization to basolateral plasma membrane; neurotransmitter secretion; maintenance of epithelial cell apical/basal polarity
Cellular component (GO): MPP7-DLG1-LIN7 complex; synapse; cell-cell junction
Molecular function (GO): L27 domain binding
Source: RefSeq, a predicted model, not a curated record